Messenger RNA from Striga asiatica, 961 nucleotides. Lineage: Eukaryota; Viridiplantae; Streptophyta; Magnoliopsida; Lamiales; Orobanchaceae. The record is from the annotation of a GenBank genome assembly.
GCUUUAUUACAUGGCUUCCCAAAUCACAAAACCCUAGAAACGCCUCAACAACGGAGAGGAAGCUCAACAGCAGCUGAAGAACUGUCGAAAAUGGUGACUUACAAGUUUCACCAGUACCAGGUGGUCGGAAGAGCUUUGCCGACGGAGGCCGACGAGCACCCGAAGAUCUAUCGCAUGAAGCUAUGGGCGACCAAUGAGGUCCGAGCCAAGUCGAAAUUCUGGUAUUUUCUGAGGAAGCUUAAGAAGGUGAAGAAGAGCAAUGGUCAGGUUCUUGCUAUCAAUGAGAUAUUCGAGAAGAACCCGACCACAAUCAAGAACUACGGCAUCUGGUUAAGAUACCAGAGUAGGACCGGCUAUCACAACAUGUACAAGGAGUACCGUGACACAACUCUCAAUGGUGCAGUCGAGCAAAUGUACACUGAGAUGGCAUCUCGUCACAGGGUUCGUCACCACUGCAUACAGAUAAUCAAAACGGCCACUAUUCCUGCAAAGCUCUGCAAAAGAGAAAGCACCAAACAGUUUCAUGACUCGAAAAUCAAGUUUCCUUUGGUUUUCAGAAAGGUGAGGCCCCCGACCAGAAAGCUGAAGACCACUUACAAGGCGUCCAGGCCUAACCUGUUUAUGUGAUACCUCUGGUAUUUUUCGGUUCAUUUUUCUGAUUAAUAUGUUUCUUCCUGAGUAUGAUGUGAGGAAAAAUCUAUUUGCUUUCUGGAUGAGAAUUUUCACAAUCUUUGGGCCCUUGUUAGACUUUUUUCAUCUGCAGGAUUAUGAGUUUUUGAACUUUGGAGUUUGAUCCGUUUGUUUCUUACAUCUUAUGUUGAGGAUUUUAUGCUCUCGUGUUAAAUUUUUGUUUGGUCUUAUAUUAUGUUAUUUGCUUACUGCCGUUGAUCUCCUUUUUUCUGUGUGCCUCUGUUGGAUCUACCUAAUUGAAUUGAGAACCUCUGAGUUUGCAGAGGAGAAA